Molecule: messenger RNA, 417 nt
Organism: Gongylonema pulchrum
Lineage: Eukaryota; Metazoa; Nematoda; Chromadorea; Rhabditida; Gongylonematidae
Source: the annotation of a GenBank genome assembly
AUGGCGCCACGGCCAACGCCACCGAGGUACAGGGAUGAGCCGAUCCAUAGUCUUGACCAGCGUCCUCCUACACGUGUGGGACCACGCAACCAACGUUGGCACCGAGAUGAUUCAAGGGACCGUCAAGCCCCAAGGCACAUGGGGCUUAUGGAACGGUCAGCAUCACGCGGUCGCCAUACCGCUCGAAGAUACAGGGAUCAUGACGGGGAACAACGAGGCUACGUAGGUGUACUUGAUCGCAGCCCUAGCCCCAAAAAUACGUUCGACGCGACACAACUGCGUGCACUCCUGCAUGAAAGCGUUGAAUGUAAGCACGAGCUUCCUCCUAACAUUUUGUUCACAACCGACAAAACCGUUCAGGAAGCUGCUCACAACAAACAAAGCGAUGAUGCAUCAAGCCCACCAGAAGCGCAUUGA